AUGUCCGCUGACCUCACUUGGCUCCUUCUCCGAAACUACAACUCUUUCCAGGUCAAGGGUGGCCACGGUCCCACUUUCUCCAAGGAGAAGGGAAACCUCCUCAACAAGUCUUCCCAGAAGUACUCCGGCCUCGCCAACUCCAAGGUCGUCGCCGUCGCUGCUUCCCCCAACGGUGGUGUGACCAUCACCAAGAUCAAGGCCGACGCCAAGCCCAACCAGGUCGCUUCUGCCCGAUCCCACGUCGCCCUCAAGCGAUCCACCGGUCCCCGACGAGCUAACAAGAUCGUUGCCGGUGAGACCGCCGGUAAGGGUUACCGAGCCGACCUCCGAGCUGUCGCCGUCGCCCGAACUUCCGCCCUCCUUCUCGCCCAACGCCGAACCGCCAACCCCCCCAAGACCAUCCAGCGUGGCCGCAAGCAGGCUCCUUCCGCCGUCGGCAAGGCUGCCGCCGAGGAGGAGGUUGAGGAGAUUGUCGUUGACGUCGAGUAA
Messenger RNA from Cryptococcus wingfieldii CBS 7118, 489 nucleotides. RefSeq names its product 50S small subunit ribosomal protein L28e. Lineage: Eukaryota; Fungi; Basidiomycota; Tremellomycetes; Tremellales; Cryptococcaceae. Gene Ontology annotation, cellular component: ribosome; cytosolic large ribosomal subunit. Gene Ontology annotation, biological process: translation. Gene Ontology annotation, molecular function: structural constituent of ribosome. The transcript has 4 exons. Bases 1 to 489 code for a protein of 162 amino acids. The record is from RefSeq and is a predicted model, not a curated record.